AUGAAACUCAGAUCUAGGACAAUAGUAGCGACGAUACUGGUGUUGUUCACGCUAACAUGGUUGAUUCCACGUACAAGGAAUAGUAGGACCUCGACGUCGUUGCCCGGUUCGAGCUCGCGCAAGCAACAGCACCCUGGUCUGUCUAUCAAAGAGUAUGGGUUGGUGGGACCGAGAUUCUACGAGUAUGGUGACAAAGUGGACGUUAUUGUGAACAAAGUUGAGUCGGACCUCACGCACUUUAGCUUCGGGUACUACGACCUCCAUUUCACAUGUCCUCCAUCAAACAACGUCAAGGCGUUGCCCUUGACUUUUAGCGACAUCUUGCUCGGAAACAAAAAGUGGGAAUCGGACUACAAACUCAGCUUUGGUAAGGACGAGGACUGUGUUAGACUCUGCGACCGGAAAACUUAUGCUGAGGGGAAGAAACAGGCCCACGAACUUAUCAAACAGGAUUAUGUCGUACAAUGGCUCACGGACAAAGAACUUCCGGGCGCUACCACGUACCUCAGUACCAUAGACCAGAAGAAGUACUACUCCUCGGGGUUCCCGCUAGGCCACUACGAUCAAGAAACAGGCGAAACGUACAUCAAUAACCAUGUGAUGCUCGUGAUCCGUUACCACACAAAUGACCAGGGCAAACAUACAAUAGUCGGAUUCGAAGUAUACCCUAAAUCAGUCUCCGAUUAUCACUGUCCCGGUGCCUCGAAAAACUAUCAACCUUACAAAAUCGACCCAACCAAUGAAGAGAUUGAAUACAUCCCUUUCACUUACUCGGUAUAUUGGAGAGAAGAUUUGAAGGUCGACUGGAAACAUAGAUGGAAUUUCUUCAUCAAUGCUGGAGAGUUGAAAGAAUCAACUUCUAACCAGUUCCAUUGGAUCACUUUGGCAAACGGACUCGUCGUUACCUCAUUCCUUCUACUAAUCGUCAUUACCAUCUUGAAAAAACAAGAAACAGACGGAUCCAUCAUUACGCAAUUGGCGGGUGAAUGGCUCAAAUCAAGAGUCCCCUUGAACUUCCAGUUGAAUCUACUAGUAUCAAUGGGUAUCCAUUUCCUUUUCACCACUUUGGGAACUUUGAUCAUAUCUUGCUCUUUGAACCAGUCGCAUAGUAUUGGAAAUUCAGUCAUCACUUGCGCGCUCUUCUUCUUCAUCAGCGGCAGUUUCACAUCUUCAUUCGUCGGUGUCCUGCUAGAAGGGCAGGCCUCUUCGCAGCGCUUGCUCUACCACUCGGUUUUUUUCGGCUCGACACUUCCAUGCGUUACGCUAUUUAUCGUACUGAUCUUAAACAACAUCCUAAAAGCUAAUGAUGCAGUCAAUACAAUUCCACAAAAUGUUAUCUUAUUGUCCUUUGCCGUCUACUUCGCGUUAUGCAUCCCAAUUUCUAUAAUAGGUGGGAAGUGUGCCGCUAGACUUUUCAAAAUGAAAACUACGAACAACUUCCUCAAGAAAUUCCAACUAACAGAAAUGUCCAAUCGCGAUGUGAGACCAGUGUAUGUCGAUAGCAAGAACAGCACCCCAUUCCUUUUGAGUAACCCAAUCGCAAUUACCUUUAUUUUCGGUUUGAUCCCAUUCGCCCUUAUUUAUGUGGAACUAUUGUUCGCAUACAAAUCAUUAUGGUUACAAAAGACUACAUUAUAUUACUUAUACGGGUUCCUCCUAGGUAAUAUCUUAAUUGUUUGCACCUGUAUUUGCUUACAAUCCAUCAUCGGGUGUUAUGUUCAUCUACAUUACGGUAAUGACUCGCUGAGCUUCAAGUGGAAUAAUAUAUUUGGCAAGAUUUUGGAGGCAUGUCACUCAUGGAGAUGGAAAGCCUUUCAUAUGGGUGGUGCCGUAGCAUGGUACUUGGAAAUAUACUCUAUCUUCUACUUGAUAUUUGUGGCCAAGUACAGAGAUUUCAUCUCUUCUUUCCUAUUUGUGUGCUAUAGUACCUUCUUCAACAUUCUUUGUUGGACGGCUUUUGGAUCGCUAAGUUACCUCUGUUCUCUCUGGUUCAUCGGUAAAAUGAAUGAAUUUAAUAAGGAAAAAUGA
This is a messenger RNA of Kluyveromyces marxianus DMKU3-1042, 2028 nucleotides long. It is a transcript of the gene TMN3, whose product is annotated as Tmn3p. Lineage: Eukaryota; Fungi; Ascomycota; Saccharomycetes; Saccharomycetales; Saccharomycetaceae. Gene Ontology annotation, cellular component: membrane; Golgi apparatus. The transcript has a single exon. Gene Ontology annotation, biological process: protein localization to membrane; vacuolar transport. The record is from RefSeq and is a predicted model, not a curated record. Bases 1 to 2028 code for a protein of 675 amino acids.